This is a messenger RNA of Monascus purpureus, 2806 nucleotides long. The record is from the annotation of a GenBank genome assembly. NCBI's taxonomy places the organism in Eukaryota, Fungi, Ascomycota, Eurotiomycetes, Eurotiales, Aspergillaceae.
AUCGUUCUGUCCGUGGAACAGCACGAGCGACCAUUGUCCCGGAUUGGAAAUGAGAGGGUCCUCCAGCUCCAUCGGGGUGCCGAAGGGAGUGAAUCGGCGUUCGGCAUGCGGGAGUUGUUACUGUGGUUGUUGCAUCCGUUCAGCCGGUGGAAGAAAGAAAAGCUCUGAAGUGCCGAGUUUCAUCCUAUGCCGCUUAUCUCAUUUACUUGUUUAAUGAAAGGUAAUUACUAGUAGGUAAACCGAAGCCGAAGAUCCGUCUUGUCUAUCUGUCAUCCCUUGUCUUUCUUUCUUUAUAAAUGGCAGCUCGGCGUUUCGACGCGAGGCAACGACCCAACUGGACAGGUGGAUGGCAGGAUUUCAAAACCGCUCAUCUUGCAAGGGCACGGAUAAUUCGACAGAUAUUACUAUUUCCGGUCAGGCAUCAAUGUUUCGAGGCGAAACUUAAAAGGGUACUCUUGCCAUUUGUCCGUCCUUUGACAGGUCGCCAUCGCGGUUAGGUAGAUAGAUCCCCUUUCCUGCACUGUCGAACACCAUGCAAAGACUUUAUUAAUAGCUAAUAAAUGGAAUUAUGACUCCGUGCUGUCUUCAUAAUUGCUCAAUAACUAUCCCUAGCUGCAUCUACUUGCUGCAGUGUCUUCUGGCGGUGACAGGGUCUGCAGGAUCCUUUCUUCCACCUCUUUGUUGUUCAAACCAAGUCUUUCGUUCCCGGAUUGAAUGGAAUGGAUUGUUCUCUCUUUAUCGAGUCUACCGGUUCCUGAUGACAGCAGAGAGCGGAAUGCAGCCAAAUGCCGUUAUGAAUAUUAUUGCAAGGUGGCCACGGAGUACCUAGAAUCUAGCUGCCUACUACUAAUCGUUAUGACCGGCUGCAUGCAUGCAUGCUCGAGUCAAGUCUAUAGCAAUAUGUUUCUGCCUUCCCAGAUAUCGACUCUAUUGGAACCUCCGAUCAGGACGUCGUCGUCGUUGAUUGGCAUUCACAGCCGACAAGGAUGUACAGCGCUGUAGACCGAGGCAGCAUGCGCCAGCGCCAAAUGGCGAGCAUGCGAUGUUUUGAGCGAAAACAAAGAUUCGAUCCUUAAACUGCAUACAUUGAUUAUGAACAUAGGCAGCAGGAUUUAUCCUCUUCAGUUUCCGGUCCCCGACUUUCUCUACCCGCGUUCAACUUGCCAUCACUCCUUUCUGACGUGGCGUUUAGGGUUCGCUGCUAUCCCGCAUAACAACAGCUUGCAAGAGUCUUUCAUUUGACAUGCGAACAAGCACAUGCCAUUAAUAAUUGGAUAUCUGGCUUGUUGUAGGAGCUUCUUCUGCAUUCUACAGAGGACUGUCAAUUGUAUUUAUACACCGAUGGAUGCCAGGAGGUUGGAAUCUUGUCUUGUACUAUAGUUACUUCCCCAGAUAUCUAUCCAUCCAUAUCUAUUCUCAAUCCUUCGAAUAUAUUCCAGCUGAUUUUGUGAAAAUGCCCGCCUCUUUCCCCCAGCCCAGUAUUAACCCUAUGUGGAGUGUCCAUCUUGGACUGGAUCAAAGACCUUUCCUCGCAUUCGACUAUCCUCCCCGCUACUCAUUGCAUGACAGUUCCGCAUCGGAGGAAAAUGUGAACACUGACAGCAACGAUAACGGCAAUGACCAGACUCGCACUGAGGAUGAGACUCCCGGAUGCAGCCGCAGGCACCGGAACCAUGCCUCGAGGACCAGACACAGACGCGGACACAGAAACAGACAGCAGACAUCUGCUGGGUCGGGGGCCGAAGAAGGAAGACCUCCCAGAGUGGGACUUCCAUUUAGCGACCUUCUCAACCCCUCUUCACUGGCAGCAUCACUCUUCCAACGACUAACCUCCCAGGCCGUACCGGGAGCAGUAAAUAACCGCCUCCUCGAACAAUUCUGGCACAACUACCAACGCGCGUGGAACUCAUACCAAAACCAAGUCGACUUCACCCCACGCGUCGACAUCUUCUCCACCCCCGAGAAAUACACCGUGCACAUCUCCCUCCCCGGCGCGAAAAAGGAGAAUGUCAAUGUCCACUAUGAGCCGUCCGAGUCCACAUUACAGGUGCAUGGGGUGGUGCUCAGGCCUGGUAUUGAUGAGGGAUUGAACUCGGCGCUUGUCCUGGAUGAGAGGAGGGAGGAGACGGGUGCGUUCGAGAGGGAGAUUCGGCUGGGGGAAAAGGAGCCGGCGAAUGUCGAUGUUGGGAGUAUCACGGCGCGGUUGGCGGAUGGGGUGUUGGUUGUUACUCUUCCACGGGCGCCGGGGGAGAAGAAGAAGGUUGUUGUUGAGGAUGGGGGGAAGGGGAAGGACGAUGGUAAUGCUGCUUCUGAUUCUUCUUCUUCUUCCGAUGCUGCUGCUGCUGCUGCAACGCCUGCCGACCCUGGCGUCCCUGGAAAAACUCCUGCUGCGACUGCAGCUGCGGCUGCACCUCCAUAUUCGGCGAGCGUGCAGAGUGAGACGGAGAAAGGGGAUGCAGAGGAGAAAGAGAAACUUGAUCCUGCUCAGGACCGCCGGGAUCUGACUCCGGUUGACUCUGAAGAGAGUGAUUCGGAUACAGUUUCAGAAUUAGAUGAUGGUGAUGAUGGCGGUCGAGAAUUUGUCAAGGUUAAUAUUGAGAAGGCCGAUUGAUUAAUUAGGCUCUCUCGAUUAUUAUCAGCAGUAUAAUAGCGGCUUGAUCUCGACUCAUUAUGUUUGUUUCAGUUCAAGGCAUCAAAGGAUCAUCUUUCAUCAAUAACCAUGGAUCAUGGCCCGGCAGGCUUGUGGUACUACUGCUGUAAAACAUGCUGAAAUUUCUUUUGUAGAUCACAACAUCCACAGUUGUUC